AUGGCGACCUCCACCACUGCAUUUGCCGAGUUUGCGCGUGAGUGGGGUGCUCUCCUGGCACACGACUCAUCCACGUCUCUGGAUCAUCUCUUCAGCGCAUACGUAGGGGUCAAAGAGGCGAAUGAUGUUACGUACAGCAGCAGCAGCGGUAACGAUAGGAGCAAGUCGCUAUUUACCUCUCCUGUCGCGUCCGUCGAGGACUUCACGGACGUCUGGGCCGCAGCCAAGCGCGUGAACAAGGAGUGGGAAGCUGCUUGCAUGGUGCGCAGCAUACGCCGCUCCAGCGAUGAGUCCAUCACUCAGAACCAGCUGAUGCUAUCCAUGCUCUGCUGGGCGGCCGCGCUGCAGCAGCAGGAGCACAGAUUCUUCAGUGAGUUCCUUGCACAAGUACGUGAGAUGAUCCACCAUGCUGCGCUGCGUUGCGCCGCCUACGCUAAUGACGAGGGUGCGGAAUCGAUCUUCGAGGAGGUUGCGUUUUGCGUCGCUCUUGAGCUGCUUGGGUGGCACGACAGCUUGUUGAUCUGCCUCCAGCGUGCCAUGGCCCUCCCUCCACCUCUGCAUACCGAGGAGGACGUUCUACUGUUCACCCAAAAGGUAGUCCAGGAGCUCGCAUCAGCCCUCAGCUCACGCAGAUCCAGCUCCGAUAGUAUGACUACCAUCACCACCCGCACGUCAGCGCUAGGAAGCUCCUUUGGGCAAGAGCAGUUUGUGCACUCCCCCGGUGCUGGUACCAAGGAAGAAGCGACAAGGUUGACUGUCGCUGUAGCGGGAGGAGAUGAGGGUGUCGUUUGGACCUCCUUGGGGCAGCCGCUAUCCAAGGAUGAUGCAUCGUCAUCGUCGAGAUCCAGCGUCGAGCACGCGCGCGCGGUGAGACGCAGUGACACAACCACCUUUAUCUUAGCUCCUACCCCUCCUUUUCAUCAACAUCACUGA
Molecule: messenger RNA, 933 nt
Organism: Leishmania braziliensis MHOM/BR/75/M2904
Lineage: Eukaryota; Euglenozoa; Kinetoplastea; Trypanosomatida; Trypanosomatidae
Exons: 1
Coding region: 1-933 (310 amino acids)
Source: RefSeq, a predicted model, not a curated record